This is a messenger RNA of Pangasianodon hypophthalmus (striped catfish), 4855 nucleotides long. RefSeq names its product solute carrier family 22 member 15 (gene slc22a15). Gene Ontology annotation, cellular component: membrane. The record is from RefSeq and is a predicted model, not a curated record. NCBI's taxonomy places the organism in Eukaryota, Metazoa, Chordata, Actinopteri, Siluriformes, Pangasiidae. Gene Ontology annotation, molecular function: transmembrane transporter activity. Gene Ontology annotation, biological process: transmembrane transport. The coding region runs from base 294 to 1784 and encodes 496 amino acids. The transcript is spliced from 12 exons.
CGGGCACUGAGUCACGUGAUACAGUUCCACGUCUAAGAAGCGUAGCCCAGAUGCCUGUUUAUAAAAAGUUGUUCACUUCCUCUCCGAGCUCCCUACUUAGUGAAUGAACUGGUAAGAGUCUGCGUCCUACAAAGUGCCCUAGUUUAAUAACUGCAUGCGUUUGGGAUUCUGGCGUAGAAAUUUCUCCCUCCGUGAUUCCAGCAUCAGGAAGCCUGGCUGUUUUUAUUUGUUUUAAGCAGAUGUUUAGUUUUUAAACCCAUGUGACAUGUUAUGUCGCGAAUUAUUUCUCAGAAAUGGAUUUGGAAGAAGCUUUUCAACUUGUCGGGGAGUUUGACGGACACCAGAAACGCAUGGUUGCUGUGUUGGUACUGCUGCAGAUCUACAUGGCGUGUCAGUGCAUGUUCAUCGUUCUCAUCGGUGCUGUUCCCGAGUACCAGCUCGAGGUCAUCACGCAGAGCGGAGGAGAUUUCACACACACCGUAACGUUCACGAAGGACGUCAGCUCCAUCGUGACGGAGUGGCACCUGGUCAAGCAGGAGGCGUACAAAGUGAGCCUGGCAGGAUCGCUGUUUUUUGUGGGCGUGCUCGUGGGAAACGUGCUGUUCGGACCGCUGUCUGAUAAAAUCGGAAGGAAACCCAUCUUCCUCAUCACUCUGUUCUUUGAAAUAAUCUUUGCCUAUGGCAGUGCGCUGGCCCCCAGUUACGAGCUCUUUGCUCUGUCGCGGCUGAUGGUGGGGAUGAUGAACGGAGGGAUGGCACUCGUCUGCUUCAUCCUCUCACAGGAAUACGUGGGUAAAGCCUACUGGGCUCUGACAGGCACGAUAACCAACAUGACCUUUGCAGUGGGCAUCGCUCUGUUCGCUCUUCUUGGCUACUACGUCAGGUCCUGGAGAAACCUGGCUAUGGCUGCUAACUGCCCCGGUGUGCUGCUUUUCCUCUUCUGCAUCAUGCUGCCUGAGUCUCCGCGCUGGCUGUACUCUCAGGGCCGGAUGGCACAGGCGGAGAAAGUGCUGCAGGAUUUUGCUUGCCGGAAUGGAAAGGGAAGUGUGACUCUGAAGCUGAGGAAAACUCCGGGCACAACGGGCACAGAGACGCCCAACGCAGGACUGCUGCAGCUGGUCAGACACCGCGUGCUGCGCUGCAGGACUGUCGUCCUCAUGUAUGCCUGCAGUCUGGUGUAUUAUGGAUUGACGAUGAAUGCAAGUGAUGAUAAAGGCAGUCUGUACUUCACUGUAGCCAUGUACGGCCUGGUGGAGCUGCCAGCCUACCCACUGUGCAUAUACUUCAUCAAUAAGCCCUGGUCAGGGAGACGAAAAUCAUUAGCCAGUUUUCUUAUCCUUGCCGGUCUGUGCUGUCUUCUGUCAGUGGUGGUACCUGUUCAAGCUGAUUCUGUGGUCAGUGGCAGCUCUUUUGCUCUUUUGGGGAAGCUGAUGGUCAGUGCUGCCUUCAACAUCGUCUAUGUAUACACGUCAGAACUCUACCCCACUGUUAUCAGGAACGCAGGCCUGGGUGUGUGCUCCAUGUCUUGUAGGGUUGGAGGCAUUUUGGCUCCUUUUGUACCCAGUAUGAAAGUGCUGCAUGCGUCCAUGCCUUUCAUGGUGUUCUGCCUGACUGGUGUGUCAGCCGGAGCCAUGGGACUCCUCCUCCCAGAAACACUCAACAAACCAGUGGCCGAGACACUGGAGGAACUCUCCGCCCCCGCUUACCAGCGAAUCCUGGACACACAGGUUCAUCUGCUGGCGGAUGAGCAAUUGUCGAAAUGCAGAGGAUCUGAAAGUGAAUGAUACUCACAAACACUCACACUCACGCACACUCACGCACACAGAGGCAUGGACAAACACAGCAAAGGCCUCUCAUUCGUGUAUAUCAUGCCAAAUAGACUCAUACUGUGCCAACCUGACUGACAGAAACAGUGUGUGUGUGUGCGCACGCACUUCGUGCCUUCUAUGAACAUAGCACCGAAGGGAUCAACAGAACAAGUGGAACUGCAUUUCAGCAGAUGAGGAUAUGACCAAAUGCUGACUAAAUAAUUCUUCAUUCCAUUUCACAAACACGCCAUUAAUGCUGCUGCUAAUGAAUAAUUUCUGACUGAUAUCUGUGCACCGCAGAUAUCACUAGCACACUGCUAUUUCACACCAGUAAUUUACAUUAUGGAUGUGUGUCUGAAAACACUACGACAUUAAUGCUAAACACCACCUAUAACACAGAACUGUGGAAUAUUUAUAAAUGCCUCAACUAUCAGUUGUGACUGAUGUAGAGUUAUGUAUGUGUACAGCUGUAUAUGUUAAAUAUAUCUUGGGCUUUUCUCUGGAUUGGGAGGGGAUAAUUUAAAAAUAAAAAUAAUUGGCAAAUGAAAAGAGAAUUGAUUUUUAAAAGGAAAUACCAGUAAGCUAUUUUGGUAAUGAUUUUACCAAUGGACGUGGAUUUGGUAAUGGACGUGCCUGCUAAAAUUUUUUUAUUAAUAUUUAUAAAUAUUAAAAUAUGUAUUAUUUAACUUUACAAAAUGCUAUAAACUGUAUAAUGGGAUGUCAAAGAUGUCAGUAAAGCACAGGUGAGUGAAUUCAGGUAAAUUACAGAAAGUGGAAACCAGACACUUCGAAGUGGAAAUGACAGAUUUUUAACUCUAGCUUGUAGAUAAAACUGUGGCUGUGUUUAAAAUGGGAUACAUGUAUACUGCAUCAGUAUGUACUGUGUACUACAUACUCAUACUUGCAGUAAGCAGCAUGUAGUAUGCACAAACAUAUAACUGGUCAUAUAAUAUAAAAGCUUCUAUAACUGAGCUUGAAUGGAAGAGUGUAGAGUUCCUGACAGAAGUAAAAUUGGCUUGAGGAGAUCCCCAAAUAUAUUUAUAUUUCUUAAAAUAUUGGUGACAAUAAUUACACUUCUCUACAUUGUUCAGUCAGGGGGUGGCACAGUGGCGUAGAUGGCACCUCGCAUGUUCUCCGUGUGCUCUUGUAGGUUUUCUCUGAGUUCUCCGGUUUCCUCCCACCUCCUAAAAACACACCAGUAGAUGGAUUGGCUAUGCUGAAUUGCCCCUAGGUGUGAAUAAGUGUGUAAAUGUGUGUGUGUGUGUGUGUGUGUGUGUGUGCAUGGUGCCCUGUGAAAGAUUGGUGUUCCAUCUGGGAAUUCUCCCGCCUUGUGUUCAGUGUUUCCGAGAUAAACUCCGGAUCCACCAUGACCCUGACCAGGAAAAAGCUGAUACUGAAGAUGAAUGAAUGUUCAGUCAGUAUGAACAAGCUGUUUAAGUGUGUUUUCAGUUUUACAGCUGCACAUAGGCAAAGAUCAGUCUAUGUACUGUGUAUGUGCGGCAUUCUGGGAAAACUUCUAGAAUGUUGCUGUGGCUAAAUACUGAAAAACAGCCAAAGGUGUGGUUUCCUAACAGUAAUUUACUUUGACAUCUCAACUUUGAUAAAACAAAUAUGUUUUAACAAAACAUCACGGUCAUGAUUUUGUUUAGGUGACAUUCCAAUCUUGCCUUGGCUUUCUUCCAAAAAUUAUCUUGUGUAAGGAGCCAGUUUAACACGCAAGGUGGUAUAAACAGUCAGUCUGUCUAAAGAUUAAAGCCUUGCUAGCAAAGUGUGAUUUCCUCACACAGUGAAUAACAUGCUUUGAUUAAGUUGUUGGAUAGCUAUGUGCAGUAAGCAAAACAGACAUAAACCUUAUCAGUUAAGUCUGUAAUCAGAUAGCUGCUGUAAAAAUGUCCAUGAUGCUCCUGCGUCUGAAUGAAAUCUUUAAAUGCAGUUUUCUCGCUUUUCACUUUUGGGGGUAACUUAUGUAGUUUCAAGAAGUAUGCAGAGUGAACAGCAACAUAUCGCAGUGUAAAGGGUUUUCUCAGGCUGCCGCACAUUUUCAAGCCGGAAGUUACAAUUCCACAACACUAUCUAUUUGUGAAUACUGUCUUCCAAUUACAAAUUCUGUUUUCUUUUUUCUUUUCUUCUUUUUUUUUAAAAUCUGACAAUGCAAAAGAAUGCUGCCAAAAGUCAUCAUUAGAUAAUAUCUUAUAUGCAUUUGCAAUGUUCUUAAACACAACUUAUGUAUAGCUAAUUUCUGUCUUCACAUCCCAGGAAUGAGCUCAGUUAAUUCACUCUGUUCUGUUGGUGAGUCAAAUAUGUCUGAUUAAAAGAGGCUCAAAGUGUAUUUGAAAAUCUAAUAGUGUGGUUUCAGUGAGAGGGGGAUAACACACUCUCAGCUAGGAAUUCACAAAGAGGGGAAAUACAGCUUGUAUAUUUAGUCAUUGUAUGUGAAGCCAUGCUUUUCUUACACAAAAUGGAAGAAGAAACUUUCUUUUUAAGAGCAGUGUAGAAUUUUCACUCUGUGUGAUUUUAUGCAUUGCACUGCUGCCACAUGCUUGGCAGAUUGAAUAAUUGCAUGAAUUGAGCAGGUGUACAGAUGAUCUCGGUGACUAUUAAAGUGGCUAGGAAGUGCAUAUUCUUCACAUUUUCUAAACCUGCUCUUCAUGUUUGCUGAGAUGUCUACUUUUAUCACCACAGGCAAUAUUUUAAUGUUUUAUAUGAACUCUGAAAUAUUUUAAUGACACAUGAACUCUGAAAAUGCCUCUAGGCUCUCGUUAUGUGACUAUUGUCUUCUCCAUGCAAGCGUAAUGCACCUCUAAUUGUUUCUGUGGUAUGCAUUCAUUAUAAGACUAUGCAUGUAUAACGUAUUCAGGAAGCUUGCCAUUAUAAUGUAGAUGUAAAAUUUAGAUUAGUAUACUGUUUGUAGUAAAAUUGGUACAUUUAUAUAUGAUUUAUGAUUUAUUGCAUGUAUACACUAUGUAAGGAUAAGGCUGUCUUUUCAUGUUUCAUGUAACAUUUUCACAUUUAUGGAGAACAUUAUACUUUAUAUUUCAUACUUCAUA